Cladocopium goreaui is the source of this 1521-nucleotide messenger RNA. NCBI's taxonomy places the organism in Eukaryota, Dinophyceae, Suessiales, Symbiodiniaceae. The record is from the annotation of a GenBank genome assembly.
AUGGCUUCACGCGACCAUGACGUUGUCCUUGUGCAAGGUGAUGAUGCCGAGGCACUUCCCAGACGUGGGACUGGAGGUGGCGAACGGAGUUUCAGCUACAGCUAUAGUCGCAGCUCGAGAGGUGCCAGGCAGAAACGCUCGCCGUCUCCAAUGUCGGUCGGCUCUUCGGUGAUUGAGGAGCCAAAGGCUUCGAACACCAAACGACGAGUGCCUGCUGGACAAAGCACGCUGCAAGCCUCUGGUCAAGUGGCAAAGCGAAGCAAGAAGAAGGUCCGAAGGCGGGUGGCCAAAGUGCAUGUGGUAGAGGUGCAGGUGGCAAAUGCGGCAAAUUCGCCACCACCUGCGCCUGCACCCAUCAAGCCACCGAAGACACCAGUGAAGACGCCAGCGGCGAAACCGCCAGCAAUGAAGCUUCCAGCAAAGACGCUUCCGCCAAAGGCCAAAGCUCCUGCUGUGCCUAUGCAGCACAGGGUGAGGAAGCGUCGGCGCACCACAAAUUCCCCUGUGCCUGUAAAGGAGACACCACCAGUUGCACCUCCUCGAAGAACUGCUGCGAAAUCUGCACCAGCACCACCGCCUGUUCUGAUGGUUCCUCCGAACGUGAUGGAUGUCGACCUAACACCGGCGGAGCAGCAGGAACUGAAGGAUAGCGUUGUGAAGCACGUGAGGCAGACGGUGCAAGCAGAUGACGAACCAGACAUUUUGGCCGAGUUUAUCUGUGUUCUUCUUGAUCAGAAGAAAAACAGUUCUGAGAUGUUGGAGGAGUUAUCUGUGAUGGAUGACGAGGCGCAACCAUUCGUUACGUGGCUUGAGAAGGAGAAGGCCACUCUGAUAGGUCGAAGGCCAAGUAAAACAAGUUGGGAGCGGCGACCACCUCCGCAAAAGGUGCUUGCAGAUGAGGAAGCUCCUGACAAGCCACCAGGCCAAUUCACGCCACUGCCGAGUCGUUCGCAAGCUUUGCUGACGCCAAAUGCAGUCACAGCUUCGCUUGAAGAGUCUGCGAAGGCCGGUGGCAUGGAUCGGCAAGGCUUGGUGGUGAUUACCAACCGCCUCAUUCUUCAGCCAAACUGUGGACACGGUGGACACAGUGGACACAGUGGACACAGUGUCGGACACAGUGGACACACUGGGCACCGGCCCGAAGGUGCAGUUGAUGCAGAGAAAGUUGCUCUCGCAGAGAAGAAGGCUGAGGAGGCUCACCAAAAGAAGCUAGACCUUCUUGCUGAGAUGACCAAAGAGCUGCAGGUGAUCCUGCAGCGGUUGUCCGACAAGAACUUGGCAGAUCCCAGUCGAGAGAGGUAUCAAACUAUGGCCCAGACCAUCCAGAACAGAAUGGCAUCUCUGUCACGCCCUGCUGAGAAAGCUGAAAGAGCCUACGGUCAAGAUUUGUGGCAGGAAAAAGUCGCAACUGCCCAGACAGCAAGCGGAGGAAUCCCUGGAAUCGCUGGAAUCCCUGGAGCCCCUGGAGCCCCUGGAGCCCCUACCAGUGCGAUUGUCGUGAGUCCGGCCAGUUCAUCUUGA